AUGUCUACUUUUUCCAACACCGGAUGCAGCUUUCGCCCAUUCCAACUAUCAAGCCACUGCCUCACCUGCAGUGUCAUAACCUCGAACGCAGAAUACACAACGAUGUCAGGUACAUCGGACUUCCCAGCUUCUGCGUACCCCGAGAUCGAUGCAAACACACUGGCUGGACCAACUGCAUUCGUCACCACACCAAAGAAAGUGUCUAGAUUCCAAGCAUUUUUCGAGAAGCCUCGCGCUGUCACAGAGCCAAUCAUCCUCAAUACCUUCACAAUCUCAAGAGACUUCCACCCAGGACAAUCUCGGGCCGAGGAAGAAAGCGACUAUCCCGAGGGGUUCGCCCUAGAUGCUGAACCAAUUACCCUAAGAACCUUCUACAUCUCAAAGGACUUCCACCCCGGACAGUCCGAAGAGAAAGAUGUUCCUUACACGGAGCGAUUCGCACUAGAUACUGAAGACGAAAAGGCGCCAAAGAGAGAGGCAGUCAAACCCCAACGCAAGCUUCGAGCCAGGAGGAACGCCGUCGCUCCUCUGACUGUAGCUUCCAAGCGGGCUACUCGAAACAAGAAGACAGAGGCCAAGGCCCAAGAAGAGUCAGAGGAGUCAGAACUUGAAGGAGACACGAUCGUCGUGGACUGCCAAUCCGACUCUGAAGACGAAUCACCAGAUCCCAUCCAACAAGCACGAAAGCGACUGCAAGCCGCACAGGACCAACUAGUCCUUGCACUUCUCGCAGAAAAGAGCAAGAAAGGAAUACCCGCACGUGCUCAGCAAGCAAGUGCAAGAGCCACGAAGGACAUCGACUCAGAGGAAGAGAGUCCUCGCGGCACAAAGCGCUCAAGACCAACGGCUGAAUCUUCUGACGAAGAGCCUCUGGCUAAGAAGACCCGCAGCUCCAAGAGAGCCAAGGCGAGCGACAGCUCUAACGAAGAACCUCCUCGCAGGUCUUCUCGAUCUCAGACUAAAAAGACAAAGACCAACACCGUAAGACGAUCUCUCCGAAUUCGCUCCUCGGUAGGUGGUCGAGAAUAG
Mollisia scopiformis is the source of this 1029-nucleotide messenger RNA. RefSeq lists its product as uncharacterized. The record is from RefSeq and is a predicted model, not a curated record. The transcript has a single exon. Lineage: Eukaryota; Fungi; Ascomycota; Leotiomycetes; Helotiales; Mollisiaceae. Bases 1 to 1029 code for a protein of 342 amino acids.